Molecule: messenger RNA, 1182 nt
Organism: Homalodisca vitripennis (glassy-winged sharpshooter)
Lineage: Eukaryota; Metazoa; Arthropoda; Insecta; Hemiptera; Cicadellidae
Exons: 4
Coding region: 70-561 (163 amino acids)
Source: RefSeq, a predicted model, not a curated record
CUUGCUUUCCAACUUCUCCAGCACUGUAGUGGCUGACCGCGUCGAACAAGGAUACGUAGUGGCCUUCCCAUGGGCUCCAGCUUAUCCAGACGUGUUCUCCAGACACCAACGUCCAACGAAUCCGAGUCGGUGUUAAACAAGAAAUGGAAGAGUCCAUCUGCAUACGCAGAGAUGCUGAAACCUGUUAAUAUCAGGCACUUCUACAAAUGUAUGGACCAAGAUUGUGUCUUUACGCAUGAUGAUAAACAUAAAUUUAUGAAACAUCUCAAGAAUCACAAUAAACUGGAUGAAUUUAGAAAAGGUGAGAAAACGUGGAACCUGUGUCCGUAUUGUCCAAGGGUAAUACCAGAUAUACAAGGAUAUGUAUCUCACCUCCUGAAAGAUCACAGCAAUUGCAAGAUCCAAUGUCAACACUGCUUCCAUCGUUCUGCAACUCACCACGAUGCUCUUGCCCAUCUGCAAGAAGAGCACAAAAAGAUAAAACCAAAACAUUCACAAAGCCUGACUUGUUUGGGAAGACCAAAACCUAAGGUUACGACGCCACAGAGAAGUUUAAAAUAGUUACUGAACAAUACUUAAAAACUAAAAUAAAAUUUUAAGAUGAUACGAGGAACAUUUUUAAAGUAAGGGCUGUUUUAAUACACAAUAAAACCAAUAUAGAAAAGUGUAUUUUCAGUUUUUACGUAGUAUAUAUAUAUAUUUUUUUUUAUACAUAAUCACCUUGUUUAUUCAAGCAUUUCACAGCAUGUAUUCACUCAAAUUACAUGAUUACAGAGAGAAACAGUCCUUACUUUAAAAACGUCCCUCGUAUUAUUAUUGUUAAAUAGUGUAUUAUUUUAGUCAUUAGACUUAUGUGGUCAGUGUCAUAAUUAACGUGAAGUUCCAGUUCACACUGUGUUGAAACAUUUCAUAUACAAUUAAAUAUUGAAAUAUUUCAACCUUGCUGUGGAGAACCCUUUUCAGUCCACCAAUGCUAACCUAAAACUUUAAGUUUCGCUUUAUCUUACAUUGACUGAAACUGAGGUUCAUAGAGAGGACAAAAUAUUUCAAGAAUUUAAUUUUGUAAGCAAUGUUCUGAUGCAGUCUGAACUGGAAAACUUAGAUCUGUUGUGUUAUUGCUAUUUCCAUUGGGAUUAUUGUUUUACACAUUUAAUUAUGUGAAAUAAAUAAAACCAUAACAGA